Messenger RNA from Pedinophyceae sp. YPF-701, 900 nucleotides. Lineage: Eukaryota; Viridiplantae; Chlorophyta; Pedinophyceae. The record is from the annotation of a GenBank genome assembly.
AUGACUGCUCAGCGGGCUGUGUCCGCGCUGGACCCCAGCACGAGGCUGAGCGCCAAACAGCGCGUCGAGGUGCUGUCCGAGGCGCUGCCGUACCUGCAGCAGUUCGCCGGGAAGACCGUCGUCAUCAAGUACGGCGGGGCUGCCAUGAAGGACGCCUCCCUCAAGGCGGGCGUCGUGAGCGACAUUGUGCUGCUGUCCUUGGUGGGCAUCAACCCCGUGCUCGUCCACGGCGGCGGCCCGGCGAUCAACUCGUGGCUCGGCAAGGUCGGCAUCGAGCCCAACUUCAAGAACGGCCUCCGCGUCACCGACGCGGCCACCAUGGAGGUCGUCGAGAUGGUGCUUGUGGGGUCGGUCAAUAAGUCCAUUGUCUCCCUCAUCAACACCGCGGGGGGCUCCGCAGUGGGGCUGUCGGGCAAGGACGGCCGCGUGCUGCGCGCGCGCCAGAUGGUGGAGAAGGACAUCGGCUACGUCGGCGAGGUGACGUCCGUGGACGUGUCGAUCAUCAACGCCAUCGUCGCGGACGGCCACAUCCCGGUGCUCGCGACGGUGGCGUCCGACGACAGCGGGCAGGCGCUCAACGUCAACGCGGACACGGCCGCGGGCGAGAUCGCGGCGGCCCUGGGCGCCGAGAAGCUCAUUUUGAUGACGGACGUGCCCGGCGUGAUGCGCGACAAGGACGACGUAUCGACGCUGUUCCGGAACCUGAAGAUCCGGGAAUCGCGCGAGCUCAUCGACGAGGGCAUCAUCGCGGGCGGCAUGAUCCCCAAGGUGCAGUGCUGCAUCCGGAGCCUGAGUCAGGGGGUGCAGGCGGCGCACAUCAUCGACGGGCGCGAGAGCCACUCGCUGCUGCAGGAGCUGCUCACGGACGAGGGUGUCGGCACGAUGAUCGCCAACAACUAG